AUGUAUCUAUGUUCCAUUGUUCCUAUCUAUCUAUCUAUCAUUAUCUAUCGCAUCUAUUCCUAUCUAUCUAACCUCAGUCUGUUCAAUUAUAAUAUCUAUCUAUCUAUCUAUCUAUUCUAUCUAUCUAUCUAUUCAGUCUGUUCUAUCUAUCUAUCUAUCUAUCUAUCUAUUAUCUAUCUAUCUAUCUAUCUAUAUAUAUAUAUAUAUAUAUAUUCUUCAUAUUUAUCUAUCUAUAUCUAUAUAUUUCUUCAUAUCUAUCUAUCUAUCUAUCUAUCUAUCUAUAUAUAUAUAUAUAUAUAUAUAUAUAUAUACAUCUAUCUAUCACAGCCUGUUCUUUAUCUAUCUAUCUAUCUAUUAUCGCAGUCUAUUCCUAUCUAUCUAACUCAGUCUGUUCCUAUCUAUCUAUCUAUCUAUCUAUCUAUCUAUCUCAUUAGGAAGCCCAGCUCAGGCAAAAUAUCUCAAUUAACUCACAACUCUGCGACGGAGGAUAACGCCGGAUCAACUGUUUCUUCCCUUUCUAUCUGCCUUAAUUCUGUUCCUAUCUAUCUAUCUAUCUAUCUAUCUAUCUAUCUCACUCAGUUUCUUCAUAUCUAUCUAUCUAUCUAUCUAUCUAUCUAUCUAUCUAUAUAUAUCUAUACCUACCUAUCUAUCUCCGUUUUUCAUAUCUAUCUAUUUAUCUAUCUAUCUCAGUUUCUUCAUAUAAAAUAUCUAUCUAUCUAUCUAUCUAUCAAUUUCUUCAUAUCUAUCUAUCUAUCUAUCUAUCUAUCUAUCUAUUAUCUAUCUCUAUCUAUCAUAACUAUCUAUCUCUCUUUCUCUACAAACACAUAUCUAUCUCCGUUUCUUCAUAUCUAUCUAUAUCUAUCUAUCUAUCUAUCUAUCUAUCUAUCUAAGUCUUUUCAUAUCUAUCUAUCUCAAUCUGUACAUCUCUCUCCCUCUCUCCCUCUUAUCUAUCUAUCUAUCUAUCUAUCUAUCUAUCUAUGCCUUUCACAUAAAUGUUUGAAUGUUAAUUAUUCUGACGACUUUUCCUUUUUGUUAUAUGCACUUUACCAAAUUAAGUGCCAUACUCAUUCACAUCUAUCUAUCUAUCUAUCUAUCUAUCUAUCUAUCUCAGUCUGUUCACAUCUAUCUCCCUCUGUCACUCUCUGUCUGUCUCUCUCUCUAUCAAUCUAUCUAUCUCAGUCUAUUCCUAUCUACCUUUCUAUCUUUCUCAGUCUGCUCAUAUCUAUCUAUCUAUCUAUCUAUCUAUCUAUCUAUCUAUCUCAGUCUAUUCCUAUCUAUCUAUCUAUCUCAGUCUGCUCAUAUCUAUCUAUCUAUUUAUCUCUGUAUCUCUGUAUCUAUCUAUCUAUCUAUCUAUCUAUCUAUCUAUCUAUCUAUUAA
This is a messenger RNA of Acanthosepion pharaonis, 1377 nucleotides long. NCBI's taxonomy places the organism in Eukaryota, Metazoa, Mollusca, Cephalopoda, Sepiida, Sepiidae. The record is from the annotation of a GenBank genome assembly.